Messenger RNA from Hydatigera taeniaeformis, 642 nucleotides. The record is from the annotation of a GenBank genome assembly. Lineage: Eukaryota; Metazoa; Platyhelminthes; Cestoda; Cyclophyllidea; Taeniidae.
AUGCGCUCUGCAUGCCACCUUUACACCACAAACAGCGACGAGAGCAUUGAGCUGGCUAAGGCUGCACAUGCGAUUACCAGACGCAAUCCGCACGCGAUUCUUCUAAUUGCAGAAGGAUACUACCGUAAAGGUGACUUUGAAAUGGCUCUCAAGUAUUUUAUCAACGGUAGGAGGGUUAGAUCCUCCAUUGAGGCUUUCGCAUCCGGUAUUCACAAAUGAGAUAUUGAUCCAAAACUCUGGCCAGAGAUGGACCUUACUGACUACUAUAGCUACGCCUUCCCACCAAAAAAUGCUUCCAACAGUCAGACGUCUAGUUCAAAAAAUACGACAGUUAAUGAGAAGAUAGCGAUUGAGGAGAAGUCGACUAAGUGGCCAGAAAUGAUGCCUGCGGAGACACUGCGCAAAGUCUUUGGCAAAAAGUACCCCGAAUACCUCUACAUACGCGAGAUGUAUCGUGUUGAAGGUAAACGAGCCGAGUUUCUGAAGAACAUGGGAAUGUCUCACCUUGGUGACUUGCAUUUGCGCAUUGAUCGGUGCAAGCAGAAUGGGCAAAUAGUUCGAGACUGUGCAAACUGUCUUCGAGAAAAGGCGGAUCUCUGGUACAAGAUAGAUCCCAGCAUGAAACAUGGCACAUCUCUUUAG